Molecule: messenger RNA, 2848 nt
Organism: Polistes canadensis
Lineage: Eukaryota; Metazoa; Arthropoda; Insecta; Hymenoptera; Vespidae
Gene: Vha100-2
Product: V-type proton ATPase 116 kDa subunit a isoform 1
Exons: 14
Coding region: 260-2803 (847 amino acids)
Biological process (GO): proton transmembrane transport; vacuolar acidification
Cellular component (GO): vacuolar proton-transporting V-type ATPase, V0 domain; plasma membrane; vacuolar proton-transporting V-type ATPase complex
Molecular function (GO): proton-transporting ATPase activity, rotational mechanism; ATPase binding
Source: RefSeq, a predicted model, not a curated record
GCGGCCGUUGGCCAGUUCUCGACGAUCCGUCGAACUGUUAAUAUCGAUUAGUGUGUUGGUUAUUUCGUUCCUCCUAUCCUUAUUAUUGUUAUUUAGAUACGGAGCGCGGGAAAAACGUGGCCGGGAAACGGUAACCCUUGGUUAAACGUGAAAAUAAACAAAACCAGUUUCGCGUGUACGUAUUUUUUCGCAAAUGCAUCUUCAACGUUAUUGGAUAUUAUCGGGAGGAACGUGGUAAAAAUCAGAAAUCGCCUUCAAGAUGGGGGCAAUGUUCAGAAGCGAAGAAAUGGCCCUUUGCCAAUUGUUUAUCCAACCCGAGACUGCAUAUCUUUCCGUUUCCGAGCUUGGAGAAACUGGCACGGUGCAAUUUCGUGACCUUAACGGGGAUCAGAAUUAUUUUCAACGAAAAUUUGUCAAUGAAGUUCGAAGAUGCGACGAACUCGAAAGGAAGCUUCGAUACAUUGAAGCAGAAGUAAGAAAGGAUGACGUACCGAUACCAGAUAAUUUGUCGGAAUUACCAAGGGCACCUAAUCCACGUGCGAUCAUAGAUCUCGAGGCCCAUCUCGAGAAAACGGAGAACGACAUACUAGAGCUGAGCCACAACGCGGUCAAUUUGAAAAGCACCUAUCUAGAACUGACGGAAUUAUGGCAUGUCCUCGAGAAGACGCAAGUAUUCUUCACGGAGAAUCAAGAGUCGUUUCUUCUUCUUCUAUAUCAACAGGAAGAGGCCAACGACUCGAUCACUAGGGCUCUGAUUAACGAGGAAGCACAGAAUCCGAGCGCAUCGAGUCGAGGUCGGCUCGAAUUCGUUGCCGGAGUGAUUAACCGUGAGCGAGUACCAACCUUUGAGAGAAUGCUUUGGAGAAUAUCACGUGGAAAUGUAUUCCUUCGUCAAGCAGAACUCGAAAAACCAUUAGAGGAUCCAGCUACCGGCAACAAAAUCUAUAAAACAGCUUUCGUCGCCUUUUUCCAAGGUGAACAAUUGAAGAGCCGUAUCAAAAAAGUUUGCACUGGAUUCCACGCUUCCCUUUAUCCUUGUCCAAGCAGUCACACCGAACGUCAGGAAAUGGUUAAAGAUGUACAAAUACGAUUGGAGGAUUUGAACUUGGUAUUAAAUCAAACACAAGAUCAUCGUCAACGCGUAUUACACAGCGUAGCCAAAGAACUAUUCAAUUGGAGCAUCAUGGUUCGUAAAAUGAAAGCUAUUUAUCACACGAUGAAUCUAUUCAACAUGGACGUUUCGAAGAAAUGUUUGAUAGGGGAGUGUUGGGUACCCGUUGCAGAUUUAGGAAUAGUUCAGGCUUGUUUAACGGAAGGAUCCAAACUUUGUGGUAGUACGAUACCAUCUUUUCUCAACAUAAUUCAAACCAGUGAAGAUCCGCCAACGUUCAAUAGGACUAAUAAAUUCACAAGAGGUUUUCAGACAUUGAUAGAUGCUUACGGUAUAGCUUCAUACCGUGAAGCUAAUCCUGCACUUUACACAAUCGUAACUUUUCCAUUUCUUUUCGGUGUAAUGUUUGGAGAUGCUGGUCACGGUAUAAUAUUGACAAUUUUUGCCGCUUUUAUGAUAUUCCGUGAGAAAAAGAUCAUGGAACAGAAGCUUGAAAAUGAGAUAGCAAGUAUAUUUUUCGGUGGACGUUAUAUUAUCUUACUGAUGGGUAUAUUUUCUAUUUAUACCGGUAUCAUUUAUAACGAUGUCUUUGCAAAAUCUUUAAAUAUUUUUGGAUCAAGUUGGAAAAUCCAUUACAAUUUUACGGAUCUAAUUGAUCGUCACGCGAUCACGUUGGAUCCGGCUACAAAUGCUUAUGAACAAUCACCUUAUCCACUUGGGGUUGAUCCAGUUUGGUCACUCGCCGAAAAUAAAAUACUUUUCCUUAAUUCAUUCAAAAUGAAAUUGUCUAUAAUAUUUGGGGUUGUUCACAUGAUAUUUGGAGUAUGCAUGAGCGUCGUUAAUAUAAUACAUUUUAAGAAAUAUUCGAGCUUGUUCUUCGAAUUCUUACCGCAAUUAAUAUUUCUUCUGGUCUUAUUUUUCUACAUGGCAGUUUUGAUGUUCGUUAAAUGGGUCUUGUACGAUGCUACCUCACCAGCAUUAAGAUUUAAACCAGGCUGUGCACCAUCCGUGUUAAAUACCUUCAUCAAUAUGAUGCUAUUUCAACAUAGUAAAGUAGAAGAAGGUUGUGAAGAAUUUAUGUUCGAAGGUCAGGCGACAAUGCAAAUGUGUUUCGUAUUUAUUGCACUUUUAUGUAUUCCAUUGAUGUUAUUCGGUAAACCACUUUAUACCCAGUUGUGUUUGAAACCAAGAAAUAAACAAGUUGGGAAGACAUUUACAAAUGGUAAUGCUUCUCAAGAUAUAGAAUUACAAAAUUCACCGUCAAGAAGUCAAGCUACUAGUGUACAUCAAGAUCAUGAUAACGAUUUUAGUGAAAUGAUGAUUUAUCAAGCCAUACACACGAUAGAAUACGUUUUAUCAACGGUAUCACAUACCGCUUCUUAUCUACGUCUUUGGGCUUUGUCAUUAGCUCAUUCACAAUUAUCUGAAGUUCUUUGGAAUAGGGUUUUAAGAAUGGGAUUAGGUGCAUUGGAGGGAAGAUACGUUUCUAGCAUCAUCUUAUUCUUCAUUUUCGCUGGUUGGGCAUUUUUUACUAUCUGUAUUCUUGUUUUAAUGGAAGGAUUAUCAGCCUUUCUUCAUACUCUUCGAUUACAUUGGAUGGAAUUUAUGAGUAAAUUUUAUAAAGGAGAGGGACACAUAUUUCAGCCAUUUUAUUUUAAAAAUAUAUUGGAUGCCGAAGAUGUCGAGGAUUAAAUUUCAUUAAUCGAUCAAUUAUAAAGCAAUAAUACGAUUUUUAUU